Pestalotiopsis fici W106-1 is the source of this 909-nucleotide messenger RNA. RefSeq lists its product as uncharacterized. Gene Ontology annotation, molecular function: glycosyltransferase activity. The record is from RefSeq and is a predicted model, not a curated record. Bases 1 to 909 code for a protein of 302 amino acids. NCBI's taxonomy places the organism in Eukaryota, Fungi, Ascomycota, Sordariomycetes, Amphisphaeriales, Sporocadaceae. The transcript has a single exon.
AUGCAUCGAAUUUCUAUCAUCAUUCCUGGUUACAAUACUGGGGUAUAUCUGGGCGAAUGUGUUUCGUCCAUUCGAGAGAAUUCAGUCGGCGUUGAGCUUGAAGUAAUUAUCGUCGACGACGGUUCGACUGAUGAGACGACCAUCCGUUUGCUAAAUCAAUUCGACUCGGAGCCGGAUCUCAAGGUCAUCCGCCAUGGGCAAAACCGUGGCGUCCAAGCUGCUCGCAAUACAGGCCUAAAGUCAGCGACGGGCGAUUUUGUCGUUUGUGUGGACGCCGAUGAUGUCCUGCUCCCAACCUCGGAGCACGGAGGUUAUCUAUCUGCCGGAGCGCAGAUGCUCUCUGAAAGCCCCAGCAUUGCAUUCGUGCACACAUUGUCGAACAUGUUUGGGGACUUCAAUGGGUUGACCAUAUCCUCGUAUCCUCUGCGCGAAGAAAUGGUGGCUCGGAAACACCACGUACCAACCCAUAUCAUGUAUCGCCGCAGCGAAAUUUCAAAUGGCUUGCAUUACUUGGAGACCGUGACCAAAUGGCAAGACUGGGCAUUUAGCGUUUCUUUGCUCGCGCGCAGAUGGGCGCGGGACGAAAGUUUGGAUAUUGGAUUUAUCAAAGGCCCCGGGUAUGGGUACCGCAUUCAUUCCACAACGGCUCGGGUUUCGAGGGCUCAGGUUUCGGAGUACGAUGCCACCAAGAUCGUGGUAGAGAGCUACCAAGACUACUUUCGAUCAAGAUUUCCUAACGUCAACAACACUAUCGACGCCCUGACUGCAGCUGUGAUGGCUUCAAAGCCGACUGCGCUCGAGGAUCUGCUAUAUGUGGCGUCUUUCGACUUGGAACAGGCGUUGAGCAUGGCCAGGGGUCGCGAGUACCAAGUCCAUUCAGCGCACGUCGACCGGCUUGGUAUUCCCUAA